This is a messenger RNA of Austrofundulus limnaeus, 4406 nucleotides long. Its product is annotated as zinc finger protein 160. Lineage: Eukaryota; Metazoa; Chordata; Actinopteri; Cyprinodontiformes; Rivulidae. The coding region runs from base 104 to 3883 and encodes 1259 amino acids. The transcript has 16 exons. Gene Ontology annotation, biological process: regulation of transcription by RNA polymerase II. Gene Ontology annotation, molecular function: RNA polymerase II cis-regulatory region sequence-specific DNA binding; DNA-binding transcription factor activity, RNA polymerase II-specific. The record is from RefSeq and is a predicted model, not a curated record.
UCUGCCAUAACGAUUUGGGACAGCCACUGUACCAAACUGAUAAGUUCUGGUAAAGUCGAAAUUAAAGUGUUGCACCGACAGAGCUGGACACCGAACCGUCAGCAUGUCGGACCUGGAGGCGCAAGUUUGCGCCAUUUUGAACAUCAUGGUGACCGAUACUGUGUCUGAAAUGUCGAAAAUCAUCAGCGGUUUCGAGAAAACUGGAACCGAAGUGACUCUAUCACCGGUUGGAACCGAAAACACACAAGAAUCCCCGAACGAGAAGCUGAUGCAGUUCAGCACCUUCAUGACGGUCUUGGCUCAGGAAGUGUUGGUGAAGAUCUGCCAGCUGUUCAGCGAGUGUUCGUCUGCGCUGCGGCUGGAAGGGGCAGCUGAGACGGAGGACCUGAUGGGGGUGGAGACAGAGCUGGUGCUGGGGGGCAGCGGAGGAGUCCAGGCGGAGGUGGAGGUUCUGACAGAUGAGACGAGCGUCCUGAUGGACGGAGAAGCAGCCCAGAGUAACGAUUCUUCAGAGAGGAUGAGCUGCAGAGCUGUGGCUUCUGUUGAUUCUGGAGUGAAGUCCUCACCUAUAAUUCAGCUGUGGAGAGGCAGACUUUAUCAGGACAGCCCGCAGCUCUUUUUAAUAAAAGAAGAGAAUCUAGGGAUCAUCCAGGCCUCUUCAGGUCCUGAUCAGUUUCAGGAUGACUCCAACCAGGAUGAUGAUGAUGAUGAUGGUGGUGAUGAUGGUGAUGAUGAUGAUUACCCAGAUAACCAGGAAGAACCAGAAUCUCCGGCUGAUGGUGACCCAGUUCACACCACUGAAUCCACACUCCUCCCAAAGACCAGGCUGUUUGUCAUAACUAAAAAAAGGAGUCAGGUCCAGAGGGAGAAAACUCUGAGCUGCCAACACUGCAGUAAGAUGUUCAGCACCAUGCACCAUCUCAAAACUCACCAGGUCGUUCACGAGCCCAGAAUCUUCGUCUGCUCUCAGUGUGGCAAGACGUUCCCCUUGAAGAAGCGCCUCAAAGAUCACAUGUUGCUUCACUCAGAUGAAAGGCCACACGUCUGUGAUGUCUGUGGGAAAAGUUUCACCCUGAAGAAUCUCCUGAGAACCCACCGGCGCCUCCACGACAACCUGCGUCCGUUUCAGUGCGAUCAGUGCGGUAAAACUUUUAACAUGAGGAACUGCCUGAAGCGGCACCAGAGGGUCCACACCGGGGAGCGUCUGUACAGCUGCUCGUACUGCAACAAACGCUUCACCUUAGCAGGUAACCUGCGGCGCCACCUGCGCAUACACACGGGGGAGAAGCCUUACAUAUGUGAGAUUUGUGGGAAAAGCUUCAACCAGAGGGACACUCUGAAGAGCCACCAGCGGAGACACACCGGCGAGCGCCCCUUCAGCUGCGAAACCUGCGGCAAAUCUUUCGUUCAGAGUACUGACCUGAAGUCGCAUCGGAGGCUUGUUCACUCGGAGCAGAAGCUGCCGUGUGACGUGUGCGGCGCCGUGACCACUUGUAUUAUACCUCCUCAACAAGACCCCCAGAGUCACCCCGAGACCGUUCCCUGCGUGGGCUGCGGCCAGCAGCUCAGCGUCGUCCGCAGACUGAGCGAGGACAAGCAGCAGGGCGCUGUGGACGAGCGGCACGGCUGCAGCGUCUGCGGCAAGAGCUUCAAGUCGUCCAGCUACGUGAAGAUCCACAUGAGGGUGCACAGCGGAGAGAGGUUCUCCUGCGAAACCUGCGGAAACACGUUCACACAGCAAUGCAGCCUGAAGGCACAUCAGGUGAUCCAUACCGGAGAGAAACCGUUCAGCUGCAGCACUUGCGGAAAACAUUUUACCCACUAUGCCAACCUGAGCAGACACCGGCUGAUCCACACGGGAGAGAAGCCGUACAGCUGCAACACGUGCGGCCGCAGCUUCAACCAGAGCUGCAGCCUGAAGGCCCACCAACAGACCCACACUGGCACAAAACCAUACACAUGUGACAAAUGUGGGAAGAGCUUUGCCUACCCGAGGAGCCUGAAGGAGCACAAGUACAGAGCUGGACACCGAACCGUCAGCAUGUCGGACCUGGAGGCGCAAGUUUGCGCCAUUUUGGACGUCAUGGUGACCGAAACUGUGUCUGAAAUGACGAAAAUCAUCGGCGGUUCCGAGAAAAAUGGAACCGAAGUGACUCUACCACCGUGUGGAACCGAAAACGCACAAGAAUCCCCGAACGACAAGCUGAUGCAGUUCAGCUCCUUCAUGACGGUCUUGGCUCAGGAAGUGUUGGUGAAGAUCUGCCAGCUGUUCAGCGAGUGUUCAUCUGCGCCGCGGCUGGAAGGGGCAGCUGAGACCGGCAGAGAAGAAGCAGCUCAGAGGACAGAUUCUUCAGAAGAGAAAAGUUGCAGAGCUGUGGCUUCUGUUGGUUGUGGAGUGAAGCCCUCAUCUUCAAUUCACCUGUGGAAAGGCAGAAUUUGUCAGGACAGCCCUCAGCUUGUUGUAAUAAAAGAAGAGCAUGUGGAGGUCAUCCAGGUCUCUUCUGGUCCUGAUCAGUUUCAGGAUGAUGAUGAUCCAGAUUACCAGAUUAAUCUGCUAGUGAGGCAAAAUGAAACAAUUAAGGGUUCUGGUUUCUGUCAGGAGGAACCAGAACCUCCAGCUGACGGCGACCCACUCCACACCACCAGAUCCAAACGCCUCCCGAAGACCAGGCUGUGUGUCGUAGCUAAAACAAGGAGUCGGGUCCAGAAGGAGAAAACUCUGAGCUGCAAACGUUGCAGGAAGUCGUUCAGCACGAUGAAGCAACUGAAAGCUCACCAGGUCGUCCACGAGGCCAAAACCUUUGUCUGCUCUCAGUGUGGCAAGAAGUUCUCCUUACAGCGGAGCCUCAAGAAUCACAUGUUGCUUCACUCAGGUGAAAGGCCACACGUCUGUGAUGUCUGUGGGAAAAGUUUCACCCUGAAACAACUCCUGACAACCCACCGGCGCCUCCACGACAACCUGCGUCCAUUUCAGUGCGAUCAGUGCGGUAAAACUUUUCACAUGAGGAACUGCCUGAAGCGGCACCAGAGGGUCCACACCGGGGAGCGUCUGUACAGCUGCUCGUACUGCAACAAACGCUUCACCUUGGCAGGUAACCUGCAGCGACACCUGCGCAUACACACGGGGGAAAAACCGUACAAAUGUGACACCUGUGGAAAAAGCUUCAACCAGAUGGACACUCUGAAGAGCCACCAGCGGGUACACACCGGCGAGCGCCCCUUCAGCUGUGAGAUCUGCAACAAAUCCUUCACGAAUAAGGGAUCCAAGAACCUGCACAGGAAGGUCUGUCACUCGGAGCAGGAGCUGCCCUGCGUCGUGUGCGGCGCCUCGUUGACGUGCACCUUGUCGUUACACCAGCACCUCCAGACGCACGCCCAGACCAUUCCCUGCACGUGCAUGAGCUGCAGCCGGCAGCUGUGCUCCGUCGCCGAACUGCGCGAGCACCAGCAGCAGCACGCUGUGGACCGACCGCACAGCUGCAACAUCUGCGGGAAAAGCUUCAAGUCAUCCAGCUACCUGAAGGUCCACCUGAGGAUGCACAACGGAGAGAAACCAUAUUCCUGCAAGAUCUGUGGUCGCAUGUUCUCGCAGCAAAGCAGCCUCAAGACACAUCAGACCAUUCAUUCUGGACAGAAACCAUUCAGCUGCAGCACCUGUGGAAAAUGUUUUAGCAACUCCGGCAACAUGGGCAGACACCAGCGGAUUCACACCGGAGAGAAACCGUACACCUGCGACACGUGCGGCCGCAGCUUCAACCAGAGCAACAGCCUGAAGGCCCACCAACAGACCCACACUGGAGAAAAGCCCUUCAUGUGUGACAAAUGUGGGAAGAGCUUCUCCUACCUGAGGAACUUGAAGGAGCACAAGUGUGUCUACAUUUGAGAUGUCGCAUAAGUUUUAAAAACGUGACUUUUUUUUAUUUGUUUUUUAUCAAAGCAGACUCAUUGCUGAGUCUCUAACUCAUCUCGAGAACACUACAGGUGUAUUUUAACACCUAGACAGGAGGCUACAGGUAUGAAAUCCACACUGAUUAUCAAUAAUAAUAUUUUACAAAUUGAAAAUAUUCUUGUCUUCAUUUUAAAAGUGUAGUCCAGUAUUCAUAGCAGGGCUCGCUGGUCUCUUGACCCCAAACACUCAGAAUUAAUGCAUUUUCUGAAAAUAACAACUACUUUCCAACAGUUGCAGCUGGAUCCUCCAGCAGUCUGGGUGCGUAGCUACUAAAAAACAAACCUUUAAAAGUUCUAGUUCUGCUAACUAAAAGAGGUCCUGAAUGGUCCCGGUUCAUAAACCAAAACCAUCUCUCUGACAGUCUGCUGCUUUGCCUUAAAAACCAGUGAAAUAAUUAAAAUCCAUCCUAAAAUCACCAGGCAGCCGUUGUAAAGACUGAUAUGAGCUAAAACUUUUA